ACUACUCAUCCCUGCCUUGCCUUCUCACCUUCUCUAGUUUCUCUCCACCGCGUUCAAGGUCGGGUUCAGACUUCAAUCAAGGUGGAAUCCAGCGACGCUUCUGAUUGAACAAGACGAAGAAGAAGAAGAUCGAAAGCGAAAUUUAGGAUUUUGGGUUUCUUCUCUCUAUGGACCGGAAUCGAGAAAGUAGACAUCUUUGUUGAUGCCGGAGACGAGCAACGGCGGCGGGUGAUUAUACGUAAUAGUAAUAAGGGAGGAGCGGCGGCGGGAACCGCAUCACGAGCGAGAUGCGCCGAGAGAUGCUUGUCUGGGUUCAUCCCAAAUAUUUCAUUCUCUUCACUGGCAUUCUAAUUCUGCUCAUUUUCGCCUUCUAUAACUCACAAACGGCUCAAGAGAAUAGAGAUGCGGAAUAUGAGAUCACUCAUAGAGUAUACUUGGAUAUUGAUAUUGAGGAGCAACGUUUAGGUAGAAUCGUUAUUGGAUUAUAUGGUCAGGUUGUACCGAAAACUGUAGGUAUGUCUGUUUGUGUGCCAUUGGAAGUUAUUGCCUUCAAAGUAUCACUGUGGGUGUUUGCAGAAAACUUCAGGGCAUUGUGUACAGGUGAAAAGGGCACGGGGACAAGUGGGAAGCCUCUCCACUACAAAGGAACACCAUUCCAUCGAAUCGUCUCAGGGUUUGUGAUCCAAGGUGGUGACAUAGUCCAUGGAGAUGGGAAGGGGAGCGAAUCCAUCUAUGGUGGUACAUUUCCAGAUGAGAAUUUCAAAGUAAAACACUCCCAUGCAGGCGUUGUGUCAAUGGUAAAUACAGGACCAGAUUCAAAUGGGUCGCAGUUUUUCAUCACCACCAUAAAAUCCAGCUGGUUGGAUGGAGAGCAUGUUGUGUUUGGAAAAGUAGUUCAAGGGAUGGACUAUGUAUAUGCAAUUGAAGGUGGAGCUGGAACUUACAGUGGGAAACCCAGAAAGAAAGUUGUCAUUGCAGACUCUGGUGAAAUACCAAAAAACAAGUGGGAUGAAGAAACAAGAUAACCCCCACAACCAAGAAAGUCCAUAAAAGCCCCCUACUUUUUUUUGUAGCUUUGUUCAAAUUCAUUACUUGCUUCACUCUUUGUAUCAUCUGUUCUCAUCAUCACUAAUUAUUAUUCAUAUAAUCUUAAAUCUGCUAGAAAAAAAAAAAAAAAGAAACCAGCCCCUCUUCUCACUUAGAAAAUGUAUUCCAAGCUUCAUCUUUUUCUUCCCUUUUACCUUCUUCUGCCUCCCAUGAUUUUGGUUUUAAAUAUGUACUUUUGGCAAAUGUGAUUAAUAUAAACUUCCCAUUUAA
Linum tenue is the source of this 1317-nucleotide messenger RNA. The record is from the annotation of a GenBank genome assembly. Lineage: Eukaryota; Viridiplantae; Streptophyta; Magnoliopsida; Malpighiales; Linaceae.